This is a messenger RNA of Striga hermonthica, 1227 nucleotides long. The record is from the annotation of a GenBank genome assembly. Lineage: Eukaryota; Viridiplantae; Streptophyta; Magnoliopsida; Lamiales; Orobanchaceae.
AUGAUGAUGAAGCGGCUUAGUAAGUACUCAUCAGCAGCCCUCGUUGUUGUUAUUGUGGCACUGCUAAUUUCCCUUGUCCCGUUGUCCUCAUCCACCAGCUUUAGCGUCGAACUAAUCGACCCCGCCAACCCUAAACACCCUUUUUAUGACCCUCGUCAACUUAACACGAUCUUCACACCACCCAUCAACACACCUGUACUAACUUUGGGGUGGCAGUACUACGUGAGCUUCUCGGUUGGCUCCCAGGCCGUCCAACUGUUGGCAGCCAUGGACCUCGCCAGCGACCUCACGUGGAUACAGUGCACACGCUGCAACCCCUGUUCCCCACUCCCCAAUGGGGACCACGACUUCGAGCCCCAAAGUUCCAAGACGUACAGCCCUGUACCCUGCAGCCGCUGCCUGCCGCUGUCAUCAGGCUCUUCCAAGUGCAGCGGCACGGCGUGCAGCUACUCUGUUGGGCAUGCCGAUGGCUCAUAUUCCAGCAAUGGAGCUCUCUCCACUGAUUGGUUCAAGCUGGGCAAGACGAAUGUCCCCCACCCAAUCCACUUUGGGUGCGGGAACGCAAACACGGGCCUGUCAGGUGUGGUCGGCCUCGGGGAGGGGUUUGCCUCCAUCGUGGGGCAGCUGAACCAGAGGACGUUUUCGUACUGGUUGGUGCCCAGCUCAUCCAUUCUCACCUUUGGAGGGCCCACCGCGUGGGGCCGUGGGACCCUCACCCUUCCUAUGGUAAAAGGGCCCAGAAACGGCCCCCCCGGCUACUACCUCUACCUGCUAGGAGUCAGUGUGGAGGUUAAUAAUAGCCCAAGGACAUCCCCACCCUACAUUGGAGCACCGAUGCUUGUUAACCCGCAGACGACAGUGACCAGGCUUCCGUCUGUCAUCUACAAUUUUCUCAAACAGCAGGUGAUUAACAAGGUCCAUGGACAACUGAAACAAAAAAGAGAUCCAACACGAGUAUUCGACCUGUGCUAUGGUGCCAAAACAAACAACGAUGCAAACUUACCUGAAACAAUCACUUUAAACUUCCAGGGUGGGAGUGUGAGUCUGCCAAGGGUAAACAUGUUUGCUAAACUCGACAAUGUUGAUGUAGUGUGCUUGGCGGCCCUGCCGGCACAAAAAAACGCCGUUGCAGUCUAUGGUAGCUUUGCGCAGACAAACUUCGGCGUGGGAUUCAAUCUGGAACCUCCGAGGACCGUCUCAUUUAGGCGAGUAACGAAAAGGAACUGA